GGAUGACGCGCGCGCAGGGCGGGGCGGGAUGACGCGCGCGCAGGGCGGGCUGCGCCAGCGGAGCUCGAGCUCGAGCCCAGUCGGCGGCGAUUCCGCUUUAAACCCCCCCUCCAUUAAAAUAAAGGCGCUUUCCAUGAAGUAAACCCGCCGCCUUAUCCUCUGGGCCGUCGCUCCACCUCAGCAGUUGCCACAGAUUUAUAUUUAUUUCGUGCCGGUGGGUCGGAUCGGGUCGGGUGUCGAUGGCGGCGGCGGCAGCAGCAGCAGCAGCAGCAGCGGCGGCGGCGGCGCGGGGCAGCAACCUGAGGAAGGCGAGCGGCUUCAUCGGGCUGGUGAAGGAUGCCUUCCAGCCCCAGCACCACCACCAACAGCAGCAGCAACUGCAACAGGCCGGCGUCGUGGACAAGCGGACCGUGGAGAAAUGCUGGAAGCUCAUGGACAAGGUGGUCAGACUGUGUCAAAAUCCCAAAGUAGGACUGAAGAACAGUCCCCCAUAUAUUCUUGAUCUGCUGCCUGACACUUACCAGCAUCUACGUCUGAUCCUGAAUCGAUACGAGGGGAAAAUGGAAGCUCUUGGAGAGAAUGAAUAUUUCAGAGUCUUCAUGGAGAACCUGUUAAAAAAAACAAAGCAAACUAUAAGCCUUUUCAAGGAAGGGAAGGAGAAAAUGUACGAGGAAACAUCACAGCCAAGACGACAUUUGACCAAGCUGUCAUUGAUAUUCAGUCACAUGUUGGCAGAGCUGAAAGCUAUAUUCCAAAAUGGCGUAUUCAUGGGAGAUACUUUCAGGAUCACAAAAGCAGAUGCGGCAGAUUUCUGGAGGAAAGCUUAUGGAGAAAAGACGAUCAUUCACUGGAAGGUUUUUCGACAGGCCUUGCAUGAUGUUCAUCCAAUCACCUCGGGUCUUGAGGCCAUGGCCUUAAAAUCUACUAUUGAUCUGACCUGUAAUGACUUCAUCUCGGUUUUUGAAUUUGACAUUUUCACCAGACUUUUUCAGCCUUGGUCAUCACUGCUCAGGAACUGGAACUCAUUAGCUGUUACUCAUCCAGGAUACAUGGCCUUCUUAACUUAUGAUGAGGUAAAAGCGAGACUCCAGAAGUUCAUCCACAAACCCGGGAGCUACAUAUUUCGGUUGAGCUGCACUAGGCUUGGCCAGUGGGCAAUUGGCUACGUCACAGCUGAUGGCAACAUUCUCCAAACCAUUCCUCACAACAAACCCCUCUUCCAGGCACUCAUCGAUGGAUUCCGUGAAGGCUUUUACCUAUUUCCUGAUGGACGCAGUCAAAAUCCAGACCUGACUGGUUUGUGUGAACCAACGCCACAUGAUCAUAUCAAAGUGACACAGGAACAAUAUGAACUGUACUGUGAGAUGGGCUCCACCUUUCAGCUCUGUAAGAUCUGUGCAGAGAAUGACAAGGAUGUCAAAAUCGAACCAUGUGGUCACCUAAUGUGUACUUCCUGUCUUACAGCCUGGCAGGAAUCGGAAGGUCAAGGAUGUCCAUUUUGUCGUUGUGAAAUAAAAGGCACUGAACCAAUUGUUGUGGAUCCCUUUGACCCGAAAGAUGGGCCAUGUCAAAUACGACUGGGAAUGGAAGCAAUGUUAUCUCCAAAUUUUGACGAUGAAGAUGAUGACCGCAGUGAUGAAUUGUUUAUGAUGAACAAGCUGGCAAAUGCAAAGAUCGAAAGGCCUUCAUCUCCCAUUGCCCCAGCUCCUAAUUCUGCACUUCCACCCGUUCCUCCUCGUUUAGAUCUGCUACAGCAUCGAUCGCCCACUGUUUCCAGUGCUUCUAGUCCUUGUGUUUCACCUAAGGCUUCGUCGAGUUGCUUGCAUAAGCAGGACAAACCUUUACCUGUUCCUCCAUCUCAUCGAGAUCUACCACCUCCGCCACCUGACCGACAUCCAUCUGCAAACUCAGAAUCUCGUAUGCAGAGGCGUCCCUUACCAAGCACACCAAAUGACAUCUCAGCAAGAGAUAAGCCACCUCUUGCACCACCUAACCGACCUGGAGAACCUUGGAAUUCACGACCUCAGGCAACUAUAGCAUCUGCACAGACACUUAACCUUGGAGAUAGGUGGACAGGCAGAGAGUUGUCCAACAGACACUCUUUGCCUCUACCAUUGACGUCUCUGAUAGAUACCAGGACGGACGCAGUUAGGCACAGUAGCUCGCUUGGGCUUGACAAUGUCGUGGUUUUCGGUGGGGCCAUGAGUGAUGGCUCGGAGCACGACAACUCCAAAGUGAAACCCUCUGCAUCAGCAAAUGCUAUUUACUCUCUUGCUACACGACCCCUGCCAAAGCCAUUCCCAUCAGAGGAACCUUCAGAGAGCAGUGAUGAGGAUAUUGAUUACAUGACCCCAUCUUCAUUGCCUGUGCAUGUUCCUCUCUGCGUCACCUCCUCCUUAGAUUCCAGACUUCCGCUGCAAACACAGAGCAGCCACCACGCAGAAACUUUGACUGAAUCUGAUCCAUUGAGACUGAUGUGCGAGUCGAUGUUUUCAUCGUCUCUGGCCGCAAAUGUAGAUUUGCCACACGUUGUGUCAGACAAUGGUGAUUCUGCCAUCACUGAUGGGGCUGAACGAGAUGAGAGUGAAGGUGAGGAAGAUGCAUAUGAUUUCCCCAAACCACCUGUACCACUUCCUCUAGCUCGCCGCACUCUCUCCGACGUAUCUUAUACCACUUCAGCAUUUGCCAGUGCACCUGCUGAACAGAAUCUACCUGGCCCCAAUGCACAGGCAGGAGAUUCAUCUGCGCCUGAAAGACCCCCCAAACCUUUACCUCGCAGAAUCAACUCUGAGCGCAAAUUCAGUCCUAAUCGAUCAAACAGCUGUAACAUGUUGCUGCCGCAACAGCAACAGACUCUGUCAGCUGAGAUCAACAGCCUCUUGAGCCAGGGCUACUCGUAUCAGGAUAUACAAAAGGCAUUGCUUAUUGCACAAAAUAACGUGGAAAUGGCAAAAAAUAUUCUUCGUGAGUUUGUGUCUGUUCCUUCCCCUGCACAUAUCGCGACGUAACCACCCUCAGGACACUGACUCUGGCAAGUCAGUGCUCACGGGUUAGUGUCUAAUCAGAGCUUCGGCUUGAGUGAUGCCGUGCCUCAUGUAACCCUACCACCUCAUCAAUUUGAAUAAUCAGGUCUGUGCAAUUACUGAUACACUGAAGGGCGGUAGCUCCCUGCCUUGUUUCCAUUCCAACUGUGGGCUUUUUAAAAAAAAGUUUAUAUUUGAAAGUAUCAUAAGAUACUUGACCUUGAAAAGUUACAUUCUUAAGGGCAGUGAUCAUUUAGCAAGAAAUGUUACAAUCCAUUACAAUAUGAUUUCAAUUGGUUCAUUCUUGUCUGAUUAUAAUAAAUAAUUUGAAUAUAAUGUGAAUUCCCUUAAAUUCUACAAGCAAAUGCACAUCAUGCAUGAAUGUCACUACUUUCCCACAAACUGUAGCACAAAGUUGAAGUAUGGAAUGUGUGAUAUUGAAAGACUUAUUCUAUGCUGUAACAAGCCCUUCUCUACAUGUGCACGCUUUGUGUAAAUUAAGUUUAAAGUGCUAUAAUAGUUGGGAUUCAGAGUCAUGGUACCAGAGUAAUGAGCUUUAACAUGGGCACCUACCUGCUGUUGCUGGUAAAUGCCUGCUGCUGAGAUGUGCAAUUAUUGUUGUGGACCUAGGUUAGCACUUGUAUCAGCCUGCCAUUCAGAAAAAAAGGGGUCUAUUUUUGUACAAACAUGUCGUUUGCACAAAACAAAAUUUAAUUAGCAAAUUGUUUUUAUGCAGUAACGUGAAUAUGAUAAUUGAAUUCCAAAUCAUAUAGGUUCAAAAAAAGGGAAAUCAUAGCCAAUGGUGCAGUCCUGCAGCAGCUAGUUACAUCAGUAGUGGCAAGAAGGCUGCCUCUGUGCACCUUGUGAGUUGUAUAUUCCCUUUUUGAAAUACUUGUGCAUAAAAUGUGACUUGAAUGUAAAAGUUAAAAAUUGAAGAUGCAAUUUGCUGCAAAGUGACCACUUCACUGGGUAGAUAUUAGGGCAGUUUCUUUUAUGUACCGCUAGCCCUUGAAUCAUUCCUGGUUUACCAUUGCUUUCAACAAUAGUUGGUUUAUAGCUUAAGAUAGCACAGUGCAUUCAAUGACAGGUACAUGAGGAAAGUCAGGAUUGAAAAAUUGCAGCUUGACCCUUAAUGUUUUUCUUGUACAUUAAUCAUGCCCUUAUAACAUGACAUAUUGGAUUUGCAAACCAUAUAUCCUGGCAAUACUCAACAGGUAAGGCAGCAUCAAUGAAGAGAGGAGCAGAGUUUUAUGUAGGGAAGCUCUUAUCGGAGGUUUGUUUUGACAAAACAUAAUCUAUAUUUUGCCCAUGAGAAUUUUCUUUCUUUCUCCAUAGAUGUUGCCUGAUCGGCUGAGUAUUUCCAGGAUUUUUUUUAAAUUAUUUUUAUUUCACAUUUCCAGCAUCUAAGUUUUUAUUUUGGGCACAUUCAGUUUCCAAUUUAAAAAAAAAUACUUGUACCUCUGCUCUUAGGAAAUUAGUUGAUGUUUUUGCACUGAAUUGUGAUUUGAACUGAUUUUUUUUUAAAACACAUUGAAAGUGUCAUGUUGGAUUAAAAAUUGUCUACAUUAAGAUUGCACAGGAGCGGCAAUGGUUACAGUGGAUCUGUAACCUUUCAUAGUACAAUAGCCCAAGUUUAUAAGAUGUCAGUAUCGUUUGAGAGGAAAGUGAAACAUUUGAAGACAAAACGUGAUAAAUUGGAUUAAGAGCAGUUCAUUUAAUUUCUAUUUGUUCUAUUAGUCUAUUUGUUGCUGUUCUGUGCAAGUUGAUUUGGGUAAUAUUGAGUCCAAUGUGCAGUUCUGUACUUCCCGAUAACUAGAUUUUGCUCAAAUGUCGGAGGCCAACUUUGUCUGGUAUACUUUUAGCAUUAUUUUUGAUCAAAUGUAAAGAUGGUGAAAAAAUGUGCUUUUAUUUCAAAACCUAACAAAUUAAGAUUUAAAAAGCAGCUAUGUAAUGACAGUUCUGGUGUACGUGACAUUUCUUACCAUAUAAUAUUAGUUUGAGGUAAUGAUGGAUGCAAUUUUACCAUACUCUUGUGCUCAACAAAUGAGGUAUAAUUUGGCCUGAUGUAUCGAGAAGUUAUCGUGAAAUUGUGAUAAAUUUUACAGCAGUAGUAAAUAAUUGCGUGAAAAAGGGCAUGUCAUAAUUUAAGGUCUUGAAUGCUCUUGUUCCCUCAUCUUCCAAGCUUGGAGUAGUGUAAAUUAAUAAGAAUAGAUUCCUGGUAUACCAUGUUCAAGCAAAUUCACAGAGGUUCAGAUGAAAGAUUAUCAAAUGUUAACUCUUUUCCCUUGCCAUAGAUGCUGCCUGACCUGUUGGCUAAUCCAGAAUUUAGUUUUUAGUUUUAGAUUUCCAGAAUCUGCAGUUUUUUUUUCAUUUAAAAGAUCGCUGCUAUGAAGUAGCAUAGGUUAACUGCUGGAAACGCUAAUGAUCUUGGGUUGUCCCCUUCACUUCUGACCCCACCUCCCCCCCCCCCCCCCCCCCCCCCCCCCCUACGCCAGCUCUGUGAGCAUGUGGGAUUUAUACCCAACUGUUUUUGCAAAAUAGUGGGUCAUCUGGUCAUUCACUUCAUGCAAUAGUUUGCAGGAUAGCACUUUCAUACUUUACACACAAAUCUCUUUAGUAUCUUUCAUAAAUUCAUUUGAUAAAGGAGGAAUCUGCUGUGAUCAACAUUUCCGAUGCAUGGUGUGUUUCCGGUAAAUUGUGCGUCCCAUUCGGAUAUCUCUAAUGUAAAGGCAAGGUUGCAGUUUCAGGAAUUCCAUGAGUUCUCAGUGGUUUUCAACAUAUUUAAUUUUUAUUGUAUCUAUUGAGGAUCAUUUAACAGUAGCAUAGAAUAUUCUGAUCUUCUGCUCAUACGAUUAUGCCAAUGUUUUGGAAGAUUGAUCCUAUCAAUUCCACUCGUCUGUUUUCCCUAUAUUGUUUUAGUUAUUUAUUUAAAUCAAUUUUUAAUAUUACCUUUAAACCUGUUUCAACCACCCACUAUGGCAGUGUACACGUAGUUCCUCUAGACUGCGUUAUUGCAUUCUGCAAAUUGGAUAUAAUGUAAUUGAUGAAUUGGGGAACACUAUCUGUUUUAAACAGGCUGAAUGGGUUAUUACACCUUUCAGUUGAGAACUAGAGAACCACAUAAAAGUUACUCAAGCAGAAUUUUUUUUAUCUUGCAAAAAUAUAUAGUUGGGAAAAGAACAACCACCCAGCAGUAAUCAGACACCAUUGUCUAAUAAGAACACAGUCUCUCACUUUUACCACGGGUGACAAUUGACAUUUAUAACUAAUCGCUUCCAUUGAUACUUGUACAUUGAUUAAAUGAUGUAACAUACAGCCUUUAGUAUUCUUAGCUUGCAGCAACAAAAAUAAACUUGUAACUUUCAAAAGAUUUUGUUUCAAAAUCAUGCAGGAAAAACAACUUUGUUAGUGCUAGUCUGCAACGCUCUAGCCCUAUCCACCUUUUCUCCAUUGACACAAAUGUUUUUAUAAUGAGGUUUUCUAUAACGUAAGUUUUCUUAGGAAUGCAACUACCGCCUUGUGGCAGAACUACCUGAAUUUCAAAUUGUAGCAGAUGGUGUUUGUUUAAAAAAAGAGCAUUGUUACAUUGUCGGAAGAUAUUGACCUGAAACGUCACCUAUUCCUUCGCUCCAUAGAUGCUGCCUCACCCGCUGAGUUUCUCCAGCAUUUUUAUCUACCUUCAAUUUUUCCAGCAUCUGCAGUUCCUUCUUAAACUUUGUUACAUUAUCUGGUUCUUUGUCAGUCACCUUAAAACAAACUCCUCUGUUAGGAAUGUCUGUUUCUUCCUUUGUUCCUUCAAGGAUACUGAUUACCUUGAGCAACUGUUACCAGAUCUGGAACCAACCUUAACCAGAUUUUUCCAGUACCUUUACAUACCUGAAGUUACUAGGCUCAGACAUUCUAGUAAAGCUGUGCUUCCUAUCCAAGGCCCCCACCUUGUUGAAAGUUUGGUGUUCAGAUUUGAACUUGUACUGGGUUUGUUGUGUAGUUUUGGCAUAAAUUUCAUCCAUAACUUGUUUUUUAUUGCUCUAUUAAUAAAGUCAAGGCCCCUUCUAAUUUUUUUUAAAAACAGAUACUUUAGCUUGCCCUGCCUUCUCCAA
This is a messenger RNA of Amblyraja radiata (thorny skate), 7123 nucleotides long. It is a transcript of the gene cbl, whose product is annotated as Cbl proto-oncogene. Gene Ontology annotation, molecular function: calcium ion binding; receptor tyrosine kinase binding; ubiquitin protein ligase activity. Gene Ontology annotation, biological process: negative regulation of epidermal growth factor-activated receptor activity; cell surface receptor signaling pathway. The coding region runs from base 240 to 3008 and encodes 922 amino acids. Gene Ontology annotation, cellular component: plasma membrane; membrane raft. The record is from RefSeq and is a predicted model, not a curated record. NCBI's taxonomy places the organism in Eukaryota, Metazoa, Chordata, Chondrichthyes, Rajiformes, Rajidae. The transcript is spliced from 16 exons.